AUUUCCGGCACAACGGCAAAAAGAGAAACUUCAAAACAGUGGAGUUUUGUUACAGGUCAACACAGAUGGAGUCCCCUCCUGCAAGGAAUCAUGUUUCAAACAGAGCCACUUGUCGUACCCCGGGACAGGAACCCGACUCUCCCCUGCCUCCUAUCAAUGAGCGCCUGGCCUACCUGCGGCCCUCCAGGGAGCUGCUGGAGUUCUACAGGCAGAAGAUUGCCCAGUUUGAUGGGGAACACGAGGAUCUGCUACAGAUGCUGGAGAAGUACAGAGCUACCACAGACGACCAGCACAAGCUGCAGUGGGAGGUGCGUCAGCGCGAGGGAGAGAUUGCUGAACUGCAGAAGGCGCUGAGCGACAUGCAGGUGUACCUCUUCCAAGAGAGAGAACAGGCCCUGCGCCUCUACGCAGAGAACGACAGGCUCAAAAUCAGAGAGUUGGAGGACAGGAAGAAGAUCCAGCACCUGCUUGCUCUGGUGGGACCCGACCCUGGGGAGAUCACCUACUUCCACCGCGACCCCCCACACAAGGUCAUUGUUGCACAAAAAAAGCUUGAGACAAAGGUCCAGGAUCCUCAUAGGACAGCAAAAUCAAGAGUUGGAUCCAUUAAAGAGGGCAAGCGGAGAGCCAGAUCAGAGGAGGGGAUGAAUGGAGAUUCCGAGCAGUACAGAAAGGACAACCAGACCUUAUUACUACAGGUGGAGGCACUGCAGGCUCAGAUGGAGGAGCAGACCCGUCUGUCCAAGGAGCAGGUGGAGUCUCUGCUGGAGGACCGCAGGAUCCACGUAGAAGAAGGACAGGUUCAGCACCAGAGAGACCAGGACCGCAUCACUGCUCUCACUGACAAACUCCAGCGUACUCAGAACCUGCUGUACGAGAGCACCAGGGACUUCCUGAAGCUGAAGUUUGACUCACGGGCCAAUGAGAAGAGCUGGAUGGUGGAGAAGGACUGUCUGCUGCGGGAGCUGGACCAGAAUCAGGACAGACUGAGGGAGGCCAGGGUUGGCCGAGACCACCCGGGUUUCAGCACCACAACCUUGCUCCUGGCCCAGCCCCUACCAGACACAGAGCAGGUCUUCAGAGAGGAGCUCAAGUCGAUGCAGGAGGAGCUGAAGCAAGCCCACCGGCUAGCUGAGAUGUACCGGGAGCAGUGCGUCACCCUGGAGACUGACCUGGCCCAGAUUAGAGAAGAAGGGGAUGUGGGCAGAGAGAUCUUUAAGGGUCGCUCAGACAAGAUGGCAAAGCGUCUGCAGAUGAUGACGCAGCGCUACGAGGCGCUGGAGAAGAGGCGGGUCAUGGAGGUCGAGGGCUUCAAGACUGACAUCAAACACCUGCGGCAGAAACUCAAAGAUGUGGAGAAGCAGCUCUUCAAGGUAACAUUGAACGUGGGCCCUAACCAGGACCUGGCAAUUCUGCAUGAGGUGCGCCAGACCAACGCCCGCACCAAGAAGGUUCAGGGGGAGCUGAAGACCCUAAAAGCCAAGAUCUAUGGCCUGGAGAACGACCUGCGAUACAGCUGAGGUCCAGCCUGGGUUGGACCACUGAAGUGGGAUAUCAUAACAUGAUAGGUGUUAAGAAAGGAACUGUCUUCCAAUGCUCAAGUUUGAAGUUUUAUUUAUUAUUUUUCCAGGUGUUAUAGAAUUGAUAGAAGCUUAACAUUUAAGAUUGGUCAGUGCCUUUUAUUGUUGAUGUUUCAAAUGAUCUGAAAUACAGCAUGGACAAUGUUGGUCUGUUUAAAAUGUUGCUCCCAUGAUUUUUCACUACUGAUUUGUUUAUUGUCUUUAUAUGAAAUGUAAUGUGAUAAGUCUGUAAAGUUUUUAAGUAAA
Molecule: messenger RNA, 1826 nt
Organism: Hypomesus transpacificus
Lineage: Eukaryota; Metazoa; Chordata; Actinopteri; Osmeriformes; Osmeridae
Gene: ccdc77
Product: coiled-coil domain containing 77
Exons: 12
Coding region: 66-1520 (484 amino acids)
Cellular component (GO): centrosome
Source: RefSeq, a predicted model, not a curated record